AUGGUUACCCAGAGCACCCAGCAGAACAACCGAACACAAAGUGAAAAGAUGAUAAUGAAAAUGAAUUCAACACCACUAUAUGACAUGGUGCUUUUGGAUGCGGUGGUUGGGUUAUCCAGUAUAUGCCACAGUAUAUGGACUGAUGAGAAGAGGGACUCUUACUUUGAUGAGAGAAAAUUAGAAUUUAUUUUUCUUUCAGUCACUGCUUUUGAAAUGUUCAUUAGUUAUAGAUAUCCCAGCAACUCUGGAAAGGUUAUCAAGUCACCAAAACCGACUAGUGAUGAACAAAUACAAGGCUCCAAAAAUGCUGUCAUUCAGGACUUGGAGAGAAAACUGCGCUCUAAAAGUGAGCUUCUACAUGACGGGCAGCAGCGAUUAACCUAUGAGCAAAAGAUGGCACGCAGAUUACUGGGAGUGGAGAACGCUGCUUCUGUGCUUGAACUUCAAAAGAUGGAAAAUGAGCAGAUUAAUCAGCAACAGAACACUCCAGAUAGCCAAAGGUGGCAGGCAUACCAAUCACCAGCAGAAAGACAGAAGCUCAGUUCCAGAGAGGUUGAAAAUGAGAAUGCAUUGAUCCAGGAGAAGCACUACCCUCCUCGUUUUCUACAGAAACCAGAUGAGAAUAUGCUAAUUCAGCAGUAUGGACUCUGCAGAAUAGAUUGCAAGGUCAGUGGUCUGCCACCUCCAGAACUUAUGUGGUACUUAAAUGGCCGACCUGUUCAACAGGAUCUUGGCCAUAAGAUGCUUGUAUCAGGAAAAGGCGUACACUCACUCAUCAUUGAUGCAGUGACAGAAAGUGAUGCUGGGAGGUACGAAUGUGUAGCCAUCAAUCGUGCUGGCCAGUGCAGAUUCACAGUAAACCUUGAAGUUGAAGUACGAGGACCAAUACAGGCACCAGAAUUUGUUUACAAGCUCCAAAAUGCAAGAGCUGUUGAAGGAGGGAAAGUUAAGUUGGAAUGCCUGGUGACUGGACAACCACAACCAAGAAUCUUCUGGAGAAAGGAUCAUGAAAUGAUCAAGCAAGACACCAACAGAAUCAGCCUAUAUCAUAGUAACGAAGGUAAAGUUGGCCUCGAAAUUUUCCCAGUCGAUAAAUGUGAUGCUGGGUGGUAUACUGUAUCUGCCCAAAAUGAAGCUGGGUCAACAAUCUGCACAGCAAGACUAGAUGUCGCUGCUUGGCCAGUGAAACAAGUUCCAAACACUAAGCCACUGAAGGUGCGGCCAACAUUUACCCGAUAUUCAGUGCUUAACGGUCAAGGAUUUCUGCCAGAUCCAGCGUCCCAAUAUGCAGCAACAUCAUACCCUGGUUUAGUAGAGAGUGAUGAAUUGUGA
Messenger RNA from Rhincodon typus (whale shark), 1332 nucleotides. It is a transcript of the gene myot, whose product is annotated as myotilin. Gene Ontology annotation, cellular component: plasma membrane; axon. The transcript is spliced from 10 exons. The record is from RefSeq and is a predicted model, not a curated record. NCBI's taxonomy places the organism in Eukaryota, Metazoa, Chordata, Chondrichthyes, Orectolobiformes, Rhincodontidae. Gene Ontology annotation, molecular function: cell-cell adhesion mediator activity. Bases 1 to 1332 code for a protein of 443 amino acids. Gene Ontology annotation, biological process: axon guidance; dendrite self-avoidance; homophilic cell-cell adhesion.